AUGGUGGUUGUUUGUAAAUUGUUUAAUUUUAAAUUUGGUGUGGGGGUGGGAGGUUUUGGGGGUGUGUUGGGGUGGGGGGGGUAUGGGGUUGUUGUGUUGGUGUGUGGGUUUGGGGGUGGAUAUUUGUUUGGUGGGUGGGGGUGGGUUGUGGGGUGGGUUUGUUGUUGGGGGGGGUUGGUUUUGGUGUGGUUGAAGGGUGUGGAUUGGGGUGGUGUUGGUGGUGGGUGGGGGGUUGGGGAGUUUUGGGUGGUUUGUUUGGUAUGUUUGGUUGUUUUUGUUGGGGGUUUGGGGUUGGUGUGUUUUUUUGUUGUGAGGAGGGGGGUGGGUGGGUGGUUUGUGGGUUUUUUUGGUUGGGUGGUGGGGGUUGGUUUGGUUGGGUUGUUGGUUGGGGGGUUUGGUGUUGUGGUUUGGGUGGUGGUGGGUGUUGGGUUGUGUGUGGGGUGGUGUUGUUUUGGGGUGAGUGGGUGUGUGGUGGGGGGGGGGUUGUUGUGGGGGUUUGGGGGUUUGUGGGUGGGUGGUGGUUGGGUUGGGUGUGGGUUGGGGUUGUGUUGUUGGGGGGUUGUGGGGUGGUGUGUGGUUUGGUGGGGGGAUGGUUGUUUGGGGUGUUUGGGGGUAUGUUGGGGGUGGUGUGAGGGGGGGGGGUGGGGUGUUGUGGGUUGGGGGUUUUGGGGGGGGGGGGGGGGGGGGGGGGGUGUGUGUUUGUGUGGGGGGUGGUGGGUUGUGGGGGUUGGGUGGGUGUUGGUUGGGGGGGUUGGGGUGUGGUUUGGGUGGGGUUGUGUUGGGGGGGGGGGUUGGGGGGGGGGGGUGGGGGGGGGGGGUGGUUGGGGGGGGGUUUGUUGGUUGGUGGGGGGGGGGGGUUUGGGUGUUGUUGGGUUGGGGUUGGGGUUGGGGGGUGUGGUGUGGGGGGGGGUUGGGGUGUGGGGGGGGUGGUGGGGGGGGGGGGUGGUUGGUUGGGUUUUGGUGUGGGGGGGUGGUGGGGGGUGGGUGGGGGGGGGGGUGGGUUGUUGUGGGGGGGGGGGGUGGGGGGGGGGGGGUGUUGUGUUUGUUGGGUGUGGUGGUGGGGGGUUGUGGGGGGGGGGGUGGGGGGGGGUGUGGGUGGGUUUGGUUUGGGUUUGUUGGGGGGUUUUGGGUGGGUGUUUGUGUUUUGUGGGGUGUGGGGUUGGGUGGGUUGGUGUGGUGGUGGGUUGGUGUUUGUGUUGGUGGUUGUUUUUGUGUUGGGGGUGGGGGGGUUGGGGGGUGGUGGGGGUUGGGGUGGGGUGGGUGGUGGGGGGUGGGGGGGGGGGGGGGUGGGGGUGUUGGGUGGUGUGUUUGUGUUGGGGGGGUGGGGUUGGGUGGGUUUUGGAAGUGAGGGGGUGGGGUGGUGUGGGGUUGGGGUGGUGUGUGGGUGUGGGUGGGGUGUGUGGGGUGGGUGGGGUGGGGGGGUGUGGUUUUGUGGUUGUUUGGGUUGGUGGGUGGUGUUGUGUGGGGUUGGGUGAGGGGGUGGGUUGGGGGGUUUUUUUGGGGGGUGGGGGGGGGUGGGGGGGGAGGGGGGGUGGGGGUUGGUGUGGGGGUGUUGUGGGGAGGGAUGUGGGUGUGGUUGGGGUGUGUGGUGGGGGGGUGUGUGGGUGUGGUUGGGGGUGUUGGGUGGGUGUUUGGGGGUUUGGGGGUGUUGGUGGGUGUGGUUUUUUGGUUUUUUGGUUGGUUUGUGUUUGUAGUGUGGUGGGUUGGGGGUUUUUGUGUGUGUGGUGUGUGUUUUUUGGUUUGGGGUUGGUUUUGUGUUUGUUUUUUGUUGGUUGGGGGGGGGGUUUUGGGGUGUGGGUGGUGGUUGUUUUGUGGGUGGUGGGUGGGUGUGUGGGUUUUGUGUGUGGUGUGUGGUGGGUGGGUUGGGGGGGUGUGUGGUUGGGGUUUUGUGGGUGGUGGGGGGGUUGUGGGUGUGUUGGGUUGGGUGGGUGGUGUGGGUGGGGGGGGGGGGUUUUGGGGUGGGUGGGGUUGUGGGGUUGGGGGGGGGGGUUGUGGGUGGAUGGGGGGUGGGGGGGUGGGGGGGGGGUUGGGUGUUGGGGUUUGGGGGUGGUGGUGUUGGGGGGGGUGGGUGUGGGGUGUGGGGGGGGGUUUUUUUUUGUUGGUGGGUGUGGGGGGGGGUGGUUGGAUAUGGGUUGUGGGGGUGUGUGUUUGGUGUUGUUGGGGGUGUGUAUUGUUUUUGGGGUGGUGGUGGGGGUGGUGGGUUGUGUUGUGAUGGGGGGUUGUGGGGGGGGGGGGUGUUGUGGUAAUAGGUUUGUGGUGUUGGGUUGUAUGUGGGUUGUGUUUGUGUUUGGUGUUGAGUUGGGGGGGUGGUGGGGGGGUGGUGUGGGGUUGGGGUUUGUUUUUUUUGUAUGUAAGAUGGUUUUGGGGGUGGAUGGUAUAGUAGGUGUUUUGUAUGUUAUUGGGAAGUGGGUUAGAGGUGUAGUAUAUGUGGUGGGGGGGGAUGGUGUGGGGGUGUGGUUUUGGUGGUGGUGUGGGUGGAUGGUGUGGAGUGGGAGUGAUGUAGUGAGUUUUGAUUAUUGUUAUGUGUUGGUGUUUGGGUGGGGGGGGUUGGUUUGUGGGUUGGGUGUUGGGGUGGGGGGUGGGGGUGUGGUUUUUGUGGUGGUGUGGUGUGUGGGGUAUGGUGUGGGGUGGGGGUGGUGGGGGGGGGGGGGGGGGGUGUGGGUGGUGUGGUUUGAGUAUGGUAUAGGUGGGUUGGUGGGGGGUUGGGUUUGGUUGGGGGUGGUGGGGGUUGGUUUGUUUUGUUGGUGGGUUUGGGUUGUGUGGGGUGUGGGUUGGGGUGGGUGUUGGGGUUUGGGAUUUGUGGGGUGGAUGGUGUUUGGAGUGGUUAGUGUUUGGAGGUGUGUUGGGAUGGUUGGGGGGUUUGUUGUAUUUUUGUUGGUUGUUGGGGGUGGUGGUUUGGGGGUUGGGGGGUGGGUUGGGUGUUGGAGGUGUGGGGUGGUUUGGGGUGGUGGGUGGGGUGGUGGUGGUUUUGUGGGGGGGGGGUGGGGGGUGGGGGGGUUAGUGUGGGAUUUGGGGGUGGUUGUGGGUUGUGUUGGGGGGGGUGGUGGGUUGGUAGUGGGGUUUGAGGUUUUGUAUGGGUGUUGGUAUAUUUUGGAUAGAGGGGGGGGGGUUGGGUUGAGAGUAUGUGGGUUUUGUUGGGUUGGUUGUUGGUGGGUUGUGGUGUGGGUUUGUUUGUGGGUGUGUUUGUGGGGGUUUGGAGUGUGGUGGUUGGUGUUUUUGGGGUGGUUUGUUUGGGUGGGGGGUUGGGGUGGUGGUGGUUGUGGUGGUGGGGUUGUUGGGGGGGGGUGGGGGGGGUUGGGGUGGGUGGUUUUGGUUGGUUGUUGGUGGGUGGGUGUUUGGUUUGGUUUGUUUGGGUGGGGGGGGGUGUGUUGUGGGUUGGGGUGUUGUGGUGGGUGGUGGGUGUGUUGGGGGUGUUGGUGGUGGUGGGUUGGUGUGGUGGGGUGUGGUUGGGGUUGGUUGGUGGUGGGGUUGUGGGUUUGGGGGGGUGGGGGGUGUGGUUGGUUGGUUGGUUGUGGUUGGGGUUGUGGGUGUUGGUGUGGGGGGGGGGGUUGGUGGGGGGGGGUGGGGUUGUUGGGUGGGGUGUGUGGGGGGUUUGGGGGUUGGGUUGGGGGUGUUGGUUUGGUUUUGGGGGGUUUGUUUUGGGGUGGGGGUUUGGGGGUGUGGGUGGUGGUUUGUGGUUGGUGUUGGGGGGGUGGGGUUGGUUUGGGUGGGGUGUUGUUGGGGUUUUUAGGGUGGUUGUGUGUUGGGGGGGGGGGGGGUUGGGGGUUGUGUAUGGGGUGGGUUGGGGGUGUUGGUGUGUGUUUUGGUGUUGGGGGGUUUGGUUGGGUGGGUGUGUGGGGGGGGUUGGUUUGGGGUUGGGGGGUGGGGGGGGGGGUGGGUGGUAAGAGUGGUAAGAGAAGAGGUGGGGGUUUGGUUUGUUGGAGGGUAGGUAGGGGGGGGGGGGUGGGGGUUGUGUGGUGGGUGUUGGGGGGGUGUGUGUGUUUUGUGGUUGUGGUUGGGGGGUGGGAGGUGGGGUGGGGGGUGGGGUGGUGGUGUGGUGUUGGGUGGGGGGGUGUUUGGUGUGGUGUUGGGUUGGAUUUGGUGGUUGGGUGGUUGUUUUGGGGGGGUUUUUUGUGGUUGGGGGUUUUUGGGGUGGGGUGGUGUGUGGUGGUUUUAGGUGGGGGUGGGGGUUGGGGGGGUGGGGUGUUGGUUGGUGGGGUAUUUUAUGUGGAAAUAGGGGUGGGGUUUGUUGGUUUGGUGGGGGUGUGUUGGGGGGGGGGUGGGGGGUUGGGGGGGUGUGUUUGGGGGUUGGUAGUUUAUGAGAUUAUGAGUGAUUGA
Molecule: messenger RNA, 4317 nt
Organism: Knipowitschia caucasica
Lineage: Eukaryota; Metazoa; Chordata; Actinopteri; Gobiiformes; Gobiidae
Source: the annotation of a GenBank genome assembly